Molecule: messenger RNA, 543 nt
Organism: Ambispora leptoticha
Lineage: Eukaryota; Fungi; Glomeromycota; Glomeromycetes; Archaeosporales; Ambisporaceae
Source: the annotation of a GenBank genome assembly
AUGAUUAAAACCAAAGGUAGAUCUCGAGUUCGACAAUAUCUUAACCCUACUGCUACUCCAUUAACUCCUGAAGCAAUCAAAAAAAUAAGGGAUGCUCAUGCAAAACAGAUACCAAAUAGAAAACGCAUUAUGUGUGCUAAUUAUAAAAUUGGUAGUGAAAGAUAUGAUGAUAUUGUAAAUGGCCGGAUAUAUCCUCAACCACCUGAAAUAGAAAUAACAUCUAUGAAUUCAUCUAUCUCAAUACCUCAACCAGAAAUCUUGCCCAUACAUAGCUUAUCAAGUGCCAGAAAUCCUGAGCAAGUAAUUUCUUUGAGCAAACCAGCGACAAAAAAGACUAGCAGAAAAAAGAAAGUCUCACAAAAUGAGGAACUUCUUAGUUCUAAUAUUGAUAAGACAAACUCUGGUGUGGAAUUAUCUAAAGGUGGAGAUCGAUCAGAAUCAAAAACUAUAAAUUAUUCUAUCUCAUCAAUACCAGGGAGUGAUGUGCAAGCUAGAAUGGAAAAUUUACGAGAAUAUAAAAAACAGCUUCAAGCUGAAUCUUGA